Acanthosepion pharaonis is the source of this 918-nucleotide messenger RNA. The record is from the annotation of a GenBank genome assembly. NCBI's taxonomy places the organism in Eukaryota, Metazoa, Mollusca, Cephalopoda, Sepiida, Sepiidae.
AUGUCAUUCGAUCACCACUCUUCGAGACUCCACUCACUUCACUCUUCGCUACUGCCUUCCCUCUGUGACGCCAGCACUCCUGCAGCUUCCAGCUCGCUCCUUCAGCUCAUUCCUGCACCUUCCAGCACUACUGCAGCUUCCAGCUCACUCCUGCAGCUUCCAGCUCUCUCCUGCAGCCUUCAGCUAACUCUUACGGCUUCCAGCACUCCUACCGCUUCCAGCUCACUCCUGCAGUUUACAGCUCACCCCUGGGGCCCGGCAACAUUAGACUCCCUCACUCUUGGAGGCAGGCUGGUCAGUAGCUUACUGCUAGAGUUGACAGUGUCGGCAGUGAACACUGUCAGCCUAGCCUACUUUAAAGCAGACCCAGCUUUAUUUUUCACACAGUUAGAGUUGGAGUGCGAACUGAGAGGAAUUACCUCUCAGAAAACAAAAUUUAAUUUAGCAGUCUCCAAGUUGCCUCUUGAAGCUGUCCAAGAGGUGAGAGAAAUUAUUAUCUCUCCGCCGAAAGACAAGCCAUAUUACAAGUUAAAAGAGGAACUUGUUUGGAGGACGUCUAUGUCACGGCAAAAGAAAUUGUCACAGCUUUUGCAUGAGGAACAAUUGGGAGAUAGCAAGUCGUCACAAUUUUUACAUCAUUUGCAGCAUCUAGCUGGAGAAGGUAAUGAGGAUGGCAUUAUACGUCAUAUUUUUCUCCAGCAUUUGCCCUCCGCGUAUCACGCUGUUUUAGCCACAGUGGGUAAAGAUGCAUCCGUUGAAAAGCUGGCUAAAAUAGUAGAUAAUGUAGCUGACCUAACCUCGGGAUGCACUGCUCCCGUUUCUGCCAUACAGACGGAAGAGCCAGAUCCGCUGGCUAGACUCUUGGAGGCACAACGAAGGUUAGAGGCUAGGAUGGAAGACUUAGAGAGACGGUUGUAG